Scutellospora calospora is the source of this 786-nucleotide messenger RNA. The record is from the annotation of a GenBank genome assembly. NCBI's taxonomy places the organism in Eukaryota, Fungi, Glomeromycota, Glomeromycetes, Diversisporales, Gigasporaceae.
AUGCAAAACAACAUCUCAUUCUUUAUGACAAAUACUCAACCUUCUGCAGACAAUGUUAUCAUGGAUGACCAAGAUUUGGACGAAGUUCUUGACACUAAUGAACCAAGACCUUGGUUUCCCAUUGGGGACCUUAAGAACUUACCUACUGAAAUUUAUUCAGAUUGCACACUUUCAAGAACAGAACAUCAGAAAAUAUUACAUGGUAAGCCACGAAAUGCUGAAGUCAAUUAUAAACCCCCACAAAUGGAAUCAUAUUUUUUACGUGCUAUGUCAAAGCAACAAAAAGAAUUUGACAAGGUCAUCAGAAAUAUUUCUUACUGGACUUCUGCUAUUCUGUGCCCUAUUGAUAACAUCAAAAAAGCCUUAUAUGAAUCUAAACCAGGAGAUGAUGAUCAAGAGGCCAAACAAGGAUAUGAAUUGCUUCGAAAGUCAACUCAAAAUGCUAGAGACCUCUUAUGGGAUGCGUUAUCAUAUACCAAUGACUUACGAAGAGAAAUUGCACUUAAAGCUAUAUCUUCUGCUCAUGUCCCGACCAAAGAUAGGAAAGGUGUGUUCAGUGACAAGUUCAAAGACUUGGUUGAAGAAGAAAAUACCAAGUCUAAGCUAUUUAAUGAUGCCAAUAAAGAAAGACGCAGGUUUUAUUCCUCUAACAAAAUCAACAGUCACAAACUUACCCUUUUAGAAGGAUCACGUUUCAGAAUAAUCCCAGACGAUCAGAUUGGGAUCGCUUCAGAGGUUUCAAUAAAACAAGAAAAGCAAAACCAAAUAAGAAAAACUUUCAACUAG